AAGUGUUCACGUGAUGCGGUUUGUUACAUCGCUCUGUGCUUGGACACAUCAGGAACUGCACCGUCCGCUUAAGCUGAUUAUUCUCGGGUUCUCCUGCUCAGAAAAUGCCUUCUGACAAGUCAUUCAAACAGAGAAGAAGCUUCGCUGAUCGAAUUAAAGAAGUUCAGCAGAUCAGAGACCAGCAUCCCAACAAAAUACCAGUGAUCAUCGAGAGAUACAAGGGGGAAAAACAGCUGCCAGUGCUGGACAAGACCAAAUUCUUAGUUCCAGACCAUGUCAACAUGAGUGAACUUGUCAAGAUUAUUCGGCGCAGGCUCCAGCUGAACCCAAAUCAAGCCUUCUUCUUGCUGGUGAACCAACGGAGCAUGGUCAGUGUCUCGACUUCGAUCUCGGAGAUCUAUGAGCAGGAGAAGGAUGAAGAUGGCUUCCUCUACAUGGUUUAUGCCUCUCAGGAAACCUUUGGCUGCUGAAAUCAGCAGCAGCAGUACCAUCACUACAUUGAGGAUCCCUGCACUUCGUUAACUGGUCAAGGCUAGAGAGAAGAGAGAAUUUCACUGUGUUUUUAAAAAGCAAAACAACAAAAAAAAAUCCAAACCACCGGGAUUUCUAUCCUGCAUUCUGUCACUCUCACACGUACUAUGAACGCAUGGUGUACCGGGGUCAUGUAAAACAUUGAACAAUAGCCUUCUCUCACUUGUAACUAUAUGAUUGGCAAUUGUUUAUUUGUUAGUUAUUGGUCUUUUAUCCCUUGUGUUUUUAUUUUCAUUUUGUAAUUAAAAAAAAAUGUGAUUAAUGCAUGGUCCACCUACCGAAGCAAUGAGGAAUUUCAAGGCCUUAGGAUGACUGGUACUGAAUGAUGAGAUGGCCUUGUAUGGAGAGGGUGAGAUAUAUAUUAUAAUCUAUAUAUAUAUAAAAUCUAUAUAUAUAUAUAUAAAAUGUACCAAUGACUUUAAAAGUGAUUUUAAGUGCAUAUCGAAUUUCGGUGCUACAAGUCAAUAAGUAGGGAGGGGAGAGGACUGGGGAUGGGGGGAUUUGGAGAAGUGGGAGGAGGAAAGCAAUCUAGAACUGUAUAAUGCUCUUUCCUGGUUUUCAUGAUCAGCUAUAGUAGGUAGAAUUUGCUUUUAAUGCACUUUAUAAACAGCACGGGUGUUUAGGAAAACCUUAGUACUGUCACAUUGUAGCCUAUUCAGAGGUAGAAUUUUAAUGUAGGUGGUCAGAUCCCGUUUUCUGUGACUCUCUUAUAAUUCUUUAUGUGUGUGUGUGGCUUUCUGAUUACGUUGGCUAUUAUUUUAGUUUUGGUCAUCAGUUCUGUGUAGUUAUGACACCUGUUUAAUGUUUGAUAAAAAGGGAAUGGCAUUCACGGAAA
Stegostoma tigrinum is the source of this 1366-nucleotide messenger RNA. RefSeq names its product microtubule-associated proteins 1A/1B light chain 3A. The transcript is spliced from 4 exons. Bases 105 to 470 code for a protein of 121 amino acids. NCBI's taxonomy places the organism in Eukaryota, Metazoa, Chordata, Chondrichthyes, Orectolobiformes, Stegostomatidae. The record is from RefSeq and is a predicted model, not a curated record. Gene Ontology annotation, cellular component: autophagosome membrane; autophagosome; cytosol. Gene Ontology annotation, molecular function: ubiquitin protein ligase binding. Gene Ontology annotation, biological process: macroautophagy; autophagy of mitochondrion; cellular response to nitrogen starvation.